Messenger RNA from Trematomus bernacchii (emerald rockcod), 3839 nucleotides. It is a transcript of the gene vps18, whose product is annotated as VPS18 core subunit of CORVET and HOPS complexes. Gene Ontology annotation, molecular function: protein-macromolecule adaptor activity. The transcript has 9 exons. Gene Ontology annotation, cellular component: HOPS complex; endosome. Gene Ontology annotation, biological process: intracellular protein transport; endosome to lysosome transport; endosome organization. The record is from RefSeq and is a predicted model, not a curated record. Bases 307 to 3258 code for a protein of 983 amino acids. Lineage: Eukaryota; Metazoa; Chordata; Actinopteri; Perciformes; Nototheniidae.
AUCCUUGUCCACCCUGUGUUGUGUAGUCGGAAGCUAAGCUAGCUGUUAUUAUGAUAGCAUGAAUGAUUGAAAUGUAGCUUAUUUACACGUUUGCUGCAUCUUCAUAUCAUAUUAUACAUCUUCCUUGGGAAUUUAGACGCACGUAGUGAGAGGAAAUGCUCUCGCUUGCCCUCAAUGGGAGGAGGUUGUGUUAGCUAGCUAGCUGUUUAGCAUACAUUUCUAGGAUUUUUCCUCUGCCAGCCAUUGUUUAUGUAGGGCAUUCAUUUACAGGGAGAACAACGAGUUAGAAAGAAGGUACUUCAAACCAUGGCUUCAAUUCUGGACGAGUACGAGGACUCUCUAAACACCAGGCAGAUUGCGCAGCAGCACAGCCGCCUGUCAAAUGCCAACAUCGGGAUAACACAUUCAGGCUUUGUGAAUGUGAGACUUGAGGAAGAGAAGCCGAUAUUCAACAAGCAGAGGAUCGAUUUUACUCCACCUGAGAGGAUAAACCAUCUUGCAGUCUGCAACAAUCAGCUAUGCAUGAGUCUGGGAAAGGACACCCUGCUGAGAAUUGAUUUGGCCAAGCCAGAUCAACCUAAUCAGAUUGAAUUAGGACGGAAAGAUGAAAGUAAAGUGCACAAACUGUUCCUGGACCCCACUGGCUCCCAUCUGCUGAUCUGCCUGAGCACCAGCGAGUGUCUGUACCUAAACAGGAACACGCAGAAGGUGCGCAGUCUCUCCCGCUGGAGAGGCCACCUCAUCGAGAGCGUGGGCUGGAACAAGCAGCUGGGCAAUGAGACAAACACAGGACCUGUCCUAGUUGGCACCAGUCAAGGCAUCAUCUUUGAGGCGGAGAUCUCUGCAACUGAGGGCAGCCUGUUCAACACCAAUCCAGAUCAAUACUUCAGACAGGUCCACUCCCUGGAGGAGGAUGGGAAGCCUGCACCAGUCUGCUGCCUGGAGGUGGAGCGGGGGGGCUCAGAGAACAAGUACUUCAUCAUCGCCACCACCCGCAAACGUCUGUUCCAGUUUGUGGGUAAGUUGGCCGAGGGGUCAGAGCAGCAGGGCUUCAGCUCCAUCUUCAGCCAGAACCAGGACCUGCUGCCCAGCUUCCAGGAGUUCCCAGCCAACAUGGGCUACAGCGAGAUCACCUUCUACACCCCGAAGCUCCGCAACUCACCUAAGUCCUUCGGCUGGAUGAUGGGUAACGGAGUUCUUUACGGUCAGCUGGAUUAUGUCAGGCCUGACUCCCUGCUGAGCGAUGUGCAGGUAUGGGAGUACACGCCUGACAUUGACAUCAGUCUCGACAAGCCCAUCUCCAUCGUGCUGACCCAGUUCCACUUCCUGCUGCUGCUCCAUGAUCGAGUAAAGGCCAUCUGCACCCUGAAUGGACAGGAGGUGUACGAGGAUGUGUUCCCAGAUAAAUUUGGCACCCUAAAGAAGAUGAUCAAGGACCCAGUUGGAGGGUUGGUGUGGAUCUACACUGAGCGGGCGGUGUUCCGGUACCACAUCCAGCGCGAGGCCAGGGACGUCUGGCAGAUGUACAUGAGCAUGACUAAGUUCGACCUGGCCAAGGAGUACUGCCGGGACCGGCCCGAGUGCAUGGACAUGGUUCUGGCCAAGGAAGCCGAGCACUGCUUCCAGAACAAGCGGUACAUCGACAGCGCCAAGUGCUACGCGCUGACCCAGAACUACUUUGAGGAGAUAGCGCUCAAGUUCAUCGAAGCCAAACAGGAGGAAGCCCUGAAGGAGUUCUUACUGAAGAAACUGAAUAAUUUGAAACAGAGCGAGAGAACGCAGAUCACCCUGCUGGUCACAUGGCUCGCCGAGCUCUACCUGAACAGCCUCGGCCAGCUGGAGAGCGACGGCAACAGCGUCAUCUUCCAGGAGACCCGCGAAGAGUUUCGAGAAUUCCUCAGCAGCUCCAAGCACAAGGAGUGCCUGUACAACAACCGCAGCACCAUCUACGACCUGCUGGCCAGCCACGGCAACGUGGACGACAUGGUGUACUUCUCGGUCGUCAUGCAGGACUACGAGAGAGUCAUAUCCCACUACUGCCAACACGACGACUACAGCGCCGCCCUGGAUGUGCUCUCAAAGCACUGCGAUCAAAAGCUUUUUUACAAGUUCUCCCCGGUCCUCAUGCAGCACAUUCCCAAAAAAGUGGUUGACGCGUGGAUCCAGAUGGGCAAGCGGCUGGACCCGAAGAAGCUCAUCCCGGCUCUGAUGAACUACAGCCAGAUGGGCAGCACGCAGCAGAUCAGCGAAACCAUCCGCUACAUGGAGUUCUGCGUGUACGAGCUGACCGUGACGGAGGAGGCCAUCCAUAACUACCUGCUGUCGCUCUACGCCAAGUACAAGCCGGAUUCCCUGCUGUGGUACCUGGAGCAGGCGGGCACGCACCCCUCAGAGAUCCACUACGACCUGAAGUACGCCCUCAGGCUGUGCGCUGAGAACGGCUACCUCCAGGCCUGUGUGCUGGUUUAUAGGAUUAUGGAGCUGUAUGAGGAGGCAGUGGAUCUCGCUUUACAAGUAGAUGUAGACUUGGCCAAGUCGUGUGCGGACCUGCCUGAAGAUGACGAGGAACUGAGGAAGAAGCUUUGGCUGAAGAUCGCGCGGCACGUGGUGCAGGAGGAGAAAGAUGUGAAGAAAGCCAUGAACUGUCUGUCCAGCUGCAACCUGCUCAAGAUUGAAGACAUCCUGCCAUUUUUCCCAGACUUUGUCACCAUUGACCAUUUUAAGGAGGCCAUUUGCAGCUCCCUGGAGGAGUACAACCAGCACAUCGAGGAGCUGAAGCAGGAAAUGGAGGAGGCCACGGAGAGCGCUAAACGCAUCCGAGAGGACAUCCAGGAAAUGAGGAACAAAUAUGGCGUUGUGGAUUCCCAAGAAAAGUGUGCUUCAUGUGACUUCCCAUUACUCAACAGACCCUUCUAUCUGUUCCUGUGUGGACACAUGUUCCACUACGACUGCCUGUUCCAGGAAGUAACCCCUCACCUGACGCCCCUUAAGCAGAGUCGUCUAGAGGAGCUGCAGAAAAAGCUGGCCGCGACCACGCAAACCUCCAAGUCUCGACACCGCCCGGCGCCCAAGGACGAAGGAGACACUGCCAGUCUGGGAAAGGGCAAUGCGGGCACAAGCCGCGAGCAGAUAAAAUCAGACAUGGAUGACAUCAUCGCGUCGGAGUGCGUCUACUGCGGCGAACUGAUGAUCAAGUCCAUCGACAAGCCCUUCAUUGAUCCAAAGAAAUUUGAGGAGGAGAAAUCCAGCUGGUUAUGAAUGAGGCCUCAAUUCCUCUCAAUACGAAAAAGACAUGACAGCCAACCAUCCUGUAUGUUGAUGAAACUGCUCCAUCCGUAGGACUGACCCAUUCAGUGGAUACAGACAUUCACCUGAUUGCCUACUGUUGUUCAGCUUCAGGUGUUAUUUUGGUUGGCAGUAUAUGAAGCUGAUUUAAAGACCUUUGCACUUUGUAUGGCUGUAAAAAAUGGACAUUGUGGAAAAUGAUACACGAUGAUGUACUGAUGUAUAAUAUUGCCAGGGCUAAACCUCUGAAUAUGAUGGCAGAAAAUAAUUCAAAAGCUAGAAUCAGAUAUAACUGCACUAUACAUCUAUUAAUAACUUUAAGUUAUGCACUUGCUUUGUCUAUUGGAAACAUAACCUGCACUUCCAUAGCUCAAUUCAACCGCUCCAUCAUCGGCUCUUAGUUCAUCCUACAGGUAACGUGGGGCAGAUUAUCAAACUGUUAGUUUAUAUACUCACUGUUUUACGAUAAAUGUGUGGCACAUUGAAGCUUGUCAGUAUGGAUGGACUGAUAUUCUGGUUGUUUAAUGUAAUAAAUAUUUAACAAAUGAUUUUAA